UAUCCACUUUCUUGCUUGAACCUCAAAUUAAUAUCUGCCUGUUUCAUAGGCAGGCAAGGUUUUAUUUAAAUAAAUAAAUACACACACGUAUAUACAGGGGCACCUAGGGGCUCAGUCGGUUGAGCGUCCACCUCUAGAUUUCGGGUCCGGUCCCGAUCUCCGAGUCAUGAGAUCCAGCCGUAUGGGGCUCCGCACUCCAGCAGGGAGUCGGCUUCAGUCCCUCUCCCGCUGCCCCUCCCCCCACUCGCUAAAUAAAUAAAUAAAAUCUCCAAAAAAAUAAUGUGUGUGCGUGCGCACGCGCACACGCGCACGCGCACACGCGCACACCCACACACACCCCAGAUUCAAUCUGUACUCCCUGCAGAAACUGUAGAAAUAAAGACGUUACAAAGAGGAAAAUGAAAAUGACCUGAACCUCACCCUUUUGGAGCAGUUACUGUUGACAUCUGUUUUAUUUUCUUUCCUUCCUUCUUCGCAGUCGAGGAAACUGAGGUAGGGAAACUGGGUAACUUUCCCAAAGUCACGGAGCUACAAAGUAGCAGAGUCGGGAUUCGAACCCGGGGCGCUGAUGGAGCGGGUCCCGGCGGGUUGUUGUGAGGUCUCACGUGACUAACGCCCGCCACGGACCCGCACUGGGCACUGGACGCAGCGGGCUGUGAAAGGAGCGGGGCUCUACCGGGAAAGAGGAAGGGGGCCCUCGGGCUGGUGCCGACGCCGGCCUUGCGUGUCCGGAGCAGGUGAAUGGAGCCGGGGCCGGAGCCCAACGCCACGCUCACCGCCGCCACUCCCGAGCGACCGCUCCGCCUCGUCUUCGCCGGGCUCUGCGGCCUCAUCCUGCUGGCGGGGCUGCCGGCCAACGCGCUCAUGCUGCUGGUGGUGGGCCGGGCCUCCGGCGCCCCCGCGCCGCUCCGCGCCCUGACUGGCAGCCUCAUGGUGAACGUCACGCUGUCCGACCUGCUCUUCCUGGCCUGCGUGGUGCCCGUGCUGCUGCUGAGCUUCCUGCGGCCCGACUGGUGGCUGGGCCCUGUCAUCUGCACCACCAGCCAGGCCGCCAACAAUGCCACCAUGUUCUGUACCUUCUACAGCAUGGUGGCCACGGCUUUUCUGCGCCACGUGGCGGUGGCCCGGCCUGAGCUGGCCCUCCCCUCGGGCCGGGGCGCCCGCCUGCUGCUCUGCGGGGCCAUGUGGGUCCUGGGCCUCACUGCGUCAUUGCCCAACUGGCUGUUCCAAAGAGUGGUGGCGGAGGAGGGGACAGCAGGGGCCCGGGCCUGCCUCUUGCUCCUGAGCCCCGCCCAGACCUCCCGCUACUUCACCCUGCUGGGAGCCCUGGCCUUCCUGCCUUGUAUGUUGGGGCUGGGCUGCUCUUUCAGCCACGUUGCUUGGCUCAUGUGGACACAGCCGCGCGGCCCCAGUGGGGAGAGCAUCCAGGAGCACCAGGAGAACACAGGGCUCGUCCUUGUGGUGCUGGUGGUCUUUGUGCUGAUGUGGGGGCCCUGCUCCGUGCUGGGCUAUGUGGCAGCCGUGGGUGGCCUGCCUGCCACGCCAGUGGCUUUCGUGGCCUCCAGUCUCUGCACCAUCCUGGCCUACUCCAAUUGCGCAGUCAGCCCCAUCCUCUGCUUCUACCUCUCCCGCCCCUUCCAGGCGGGGCUCAGGGAUCUCUUCCGCAGGCGGGUGGCAGCCAGGCCGCCUGGGGUUGUGGGUGGGGCCAGAAUGGCGCUGGAGCGUGUCCAUCCGGGCCAGGACAGGGCCCCAGGAGGCCUAUGGGGUCUGGCGGGGGUCUGAGAAGUUCGGGUGAUGGGAGAGAGGGCCGAGAGUCAAGAGAGGCGGGAAGACCCUUAAUGACGCUAUAGCCUGUCCCCUCCAUUUUACCAGUAGGGAGGCUGAGAUCCAGAGAGGGCGGGUGGCCCAGCCAAGGUUACACGCAACUAAAACGGUGACUAGGUUGGUGCUCCCAUUCCACCUUGGGGCUCAGAUCCCUAUAGAUUCUGCCACUUUCUAGUUGUAUGACCUUGAGCAAGUCCCUUCACUGCUCUAUGACUUUGUUCUGUCAUCUGGAAAAUGGGAUAAUGAUUGUACCUUCUUCGUAGAGUUGUUACAACGAUAAACAUAACAUAUACAAUGUGCUUA
This is a messenger RNA of Ailuropoda melanoleuca (giant panda), 2127 nucleotides long. RefSeq names its product galanin receptor type 1. The transcript has a single exon. Lineage: Eukaryota; Metazoa; Chordata; Mammalia; Carnivora; Ursidae. The record is from RefSeq and is a predicted model, not a curated record. The coding region runs from base 742 to 1782 and encodes 346 amino acids. Gene Ontology annotation, cellular component: neuron projection; plasma membrane. Gene Ontology annotation, biological process: neuropeptide signaling pathway; cellular response to estradiol stimulus. Gene Ontology annotation, molecular function: neuropeptide binding; somatostatin receptor activity.